Molecule: messenger RNA, 1389 nt
Organism: Hyposmocoma kahamanoa
Lineage: Eukaryota; Metazoa; Arthropoda; Insecta; Lepidoptera; Cosmopterigidae
Gene: mael
Product: protein maelstrom homolog
Exons: 10
Coding region: 201-1250 (349 amino acids)
Biological process (GO): piRNA processing; negative regulation of DNA-templated transcription; male meiotic nuclear division
Cellular component (GO): P granule; nucleus
Molecular function (GO): sequence-specific DNA binding
Source: RefSeq, a predicted model, not a curated record
ACAUGUCUUGCAACCCUGACAUUGGCAAAAUCGUCGCGCAAAACGACGGAGCCAUAGACACAAAAGUUGAAGUUGAAGUUGGCGCAAAUUCAUUUUGUAGCCGGUGCUGAUAGCUUUCUAUUAAUUAUAAUUUGUGGUGCUGGCAGUAUAGUGUUCUGGGCUACUGACUCUUUGGAGAAAACUAAAAAUCGCUUAUCAAGAUGCCGAAAAAACAACCAAGAAAUUCUUUUUAUUAUUUUAUGAUCGAUUUCAAGGAAGAGCAACGAAAGAAGGGCACCGUAUAUGCUAAUAUGGCAGAAGUGGCAAAUGCUGCCGGCCCUGCUUGGACGUCCGCCCCACCCCCACUUCGAGCAAAGUAUGAAGCCAUAGCGAAGGUACAAAAGCAGAAGCAGAAUGUCCCGGAGAAGAAGUUCACAUCAACCGGAGUGUCGUUGGCGGAGAUAGCGCAGCAAGACGCAGAGCGCAAAGAUGCCAUGGAGGCUGAGCGAGAGGACAUUCAUAACUUUGUUGUGCAGAAAAGUGUCAAUAAAAGUAUCGCAAAUGAGGACAUAUAUUUGAUAGACGUGAACUAUUAUUGUAAGACGAGCACCCACUACCUCAUAGGAGAGUUCACUCUGCUGCGGUUCUCCCUGCAGGAUGGCAUUAAGAAUACAUAUCAUGAGCUUAUCAAUCCAGGUAUUCCUCCGGUGGGGUACGCGCUGGACGUGAAGCUGGGCUGCCAGGAGUACGGACUAGAAAUGCCCGAUGAUCAUUCCAAACCUACUAACUACAUGCAGGUCCUGGCGAACGUGGUCGACUACCUGAAGCAGCAGGACGCGAAAAUGCCCUCGCCGCCGCCCGUCUUCACUAUGCCCGACAAGGUGGAGCCCGUGCUGGACUUCUUGCAGUUCCUGUGCUCUGGCGUUGGCGAAGACGACAACCAGUUCCGAGUAUACAAGCUGGACACGCUGCUGUUCAUGGUGGCCAACACCGCGGCCGGCGGCACCGACGAGGGCUUCCCCAAGGAGUCGCUGGCGCUGGUGCAGCUGAAGAAGGACAGCUUCAAGUACACGCCGGAGCUGGGCUGCGAGAUGCACGAGCGGGGCGAGCUGGCCGUGCAGUGCACGUCGUCGCGCGUCAAGCGCUGGGCCUACACCGUCAUGGACUGGUGCUGCCCGCUGCUGGGCGUCGAGGCGCUGCCCGGCACGCACGUGCCCGCCGACUUCGACGUCGACCUUCAAAAAAAGAGAAACGCACCCACGCGCCGUUGAGACUGCCCGCCACUAAUUACUCGCGCGACUUCGCGGCGCCGCCGGAGCUGUCGCUCGACUCCGACUCGGAGUUCCCGUCGCUCUCUUCCUCGCGUGGACGAGGUCGUGGACAGGCCAGCUUCAGCCGCAUGAAUAUGCA